AUGUUUGUUACUUCAUUGUUGAUCUCUUCUCAGGACAAGUUCCGAAAAGAAGAAUCAUUCCAAAAACAAACGGAUAGUAAUAACAGAUUAAUAUUUGAAAAAUGUACCACAAGGGUGUUAUCAAACUGCAGAUAUUGUGAAUACUGCAGAUCGAUGAAUCACACUAAGUACAAUUGCCAAUUAAUCAAACCUUGUGCCAAUUGUGGUGUCAAGGGUCAUAAAACGACCAGCUGUAAAAAAAAGCUACGUCGGUGCCAAAGACAAUUUUACAAAGACCAGGAAGCCAACAGUAUUUCCCAGUUUUACCACCUAAGGUGGCUAAAGGAAAUACAAAUGAACUACUUCAAAGAAGAGGUAGUCCGAAACCAAACAAAGAGAAGGUUUUUUUUUUUCUCCUAA
Candida dubliniensis CD36 is the source of this 399-nucleotide messenger RNA. Its product is annotated as putative non-ltr retrotransposon zorro 3 orf1-related protein. Bases 1 to 399 code for a protein of 132 amino acids. Lineage: Eukaryota; Fungi; Ascomycota; Pichiomycetes; Serinales; Debaryomycetaceae. The transcript has a single exon. The record is from RefSeq and is a predicted model, not a curated record.